Sipha flava (yellow sugarcane aphid) is the source of this 2534-nucleotide messenger RNA. It is a transcript of the gene ltl, whose product is annotated as protein flightless-1. Gene Ontology annotation, molecular function: protein binding. The coding region runs from base 731 to 2449 and encodes 572 amino acids. The record is from RefSeq and is a predicted model, not a curated record. The transcript is spliced from 9 exons. Lineage: Eukaryota; Metazoa; Arthropoda; Insecta; Hemiptera; Aphididae.
CGUGUCCUUUGCCGAUCCGCACGGGUCAGUUUGAAAACAUUUGCCGCGCGCGCGUAACGCGUUAUAACGACGCAUUGCACGCACGGAACGUAAUACGCGCGUAGCGUACACACCGUUUGGGGCAUCAUCAUCGUUCGUCAAUCGUUUUUCGCGCCUGUACACGAGGACAAACAGCACGUCAACGACACUAUUUCCGUGCGUUUAUCGUGUAUUUCGAUUUGUCCCCGUAGCCGCAACGACAAUCAUACCGCCGAUACUAAUUAUUUUUCUUAACCGAUUGAGAUCCCCUCCUCCCGCGAUACUGUUUUCGACGGUAAACAAUAAGAUACAUACAUAGUGCGCUCGCUGGGAGGACAAAGGCGUUUUCAGCGACGCCGCCACCGCCGCCGCCACCGUGGCCCGAACGAGGACUGGACUGCUGCUCGUCGUCGUCGUCGCCAUCAUUUAGAAUGUGGCGACCGGUAUUGUAGUCGUCGUCGUCGUCGUCGUCGUCGUCGUAGUCGGUGUGCGAUACGCAACUAACCCUUUUGCGCGUCCGUCGCCCGCCCGCAGUUUCCGGUGCAGGUACACGCGCACCACGAGCCGCACGCCGUCGUGAUCAUCGUCCGUUAGGUCGUCCACCAGGUACGGAACCAGCGAACAGGAAGACCGUCUUCGAUCCUUUCGUACCCCCCCCCCUCGUCACACGCACACGCGCUGUGCCACCGGAACCGGCCCUUUUGCAGCAGCCAUGAUCUGGACCCGCGUUUACUUCCUGACCAUGUGCGCGUUCGUCGUGGGCGGCGCGUACAUACUGGACGACACGCCGCUCCACUGCUCCGUGCGCCGCAGCAUCUCGCCGUGCACGUGCUACUUCACCGGCAUGGGACAGCCCCGGAUCAUGGUCACGUGCCAAAAAAUGGAAUCGUUCGAGAGUGUCAUCGGGGCGCUGCAGAACAAGUUCGACGCCGUGUUCGACUACAUGCUGAACAUCGAGUAUUCCGAGCUCCACGACCUGGACACGAGGCGGUUCGACGAGCUGGGUUUCCCCAUAGUCGACCUCAAACUGACCAACAACAACCUCAGUACGCUACCAGACAAAGCUUUCAUCGGUAUGAACAGAAUACGGAUUCUGUACUUGUCUGAUAACAGACUCAGUGCUGUGCCUACGCAGAUAUUCAAACACAUGCCUAGUAUCCAGGUGCUGAAUUUGGCCAGGAAUUCCAUACACAGCGUUGCGUCCGGAGACUUUCAAAGCCUUUCAUUAAUGAACACGUUCGUGAUGGCUACAAAUAAUUUAACCGAUAUAACAAAUGGGUCAUUUCCAACAACCCUAAAAAAAGUUCAGUUGGGUGCAAAUAACCUAACGGAAUUGAAUGGAAAUUUAAGAAAUCAAAAAGACCUCGAAUGGCUGUAUUUGGAAAACAACCGAAUAAAAAAUCUCGACGGAGAACUACCGAUUGAUAACAACAAACUCUACGUAUUGAAUGUAUCCAACAAUAUGUUAAAUCAUCUUCCACCCGAACUUUCUCGUCUUAUGGCUCUGCGAUAUUUUUCCUGUACAUUUAAUCAGUUGACUGGCCUGAACAAAACAUUGUCCAAGUCGAAAAAAUUAUUUUGGCUCGAACUCACCGGCAACCGAAUACAAGAGUUGGCGUCCGAUGAAUUCGAAGAAGCAACGAUGAUCGCAGUGAUGGAACUAAGUAACAACCGUAUUAAAUACUUGAACAAGUCAUUGCUGCCACUUACCCAACUGUCGGAGAUCAAUUUAUCUUACAACAACAUAACUGAGUUUUCGUUGGCUGAAAUCAAGGGAUUGAAAGAAUUGAAACUGGUCGAUUUGUCGCACAACGCAAUAUCCAAAUUAUUAGGCCAUUCUGAGAUUAUAAGCGAACCGGUGACUGGAAUCGAACACUUGAAAUUAGACCACAACGAGUUGGAAUCGUUAGGUGGUUCGUUGAUCGGUAUCACGACAUUGGUCAAACUGAAUAUCAGUCAUAACAGAUUUAAGGAUUUGUCACCGUACGACCUGACGGGAUUGAGUUUAAAAAUCUUAGAUGUGUCGCACAAUCUAUUGCACAUACUACCAGACUCCUCGCAGAUAAAUUUACCAGCUCUCGAGAAUUUGGUAGCUUCGCAUAAUGCUUUGACCAGCCUUUCCAAAGAUUUCCACGGAUAUCCCGUGCUCUGUCACGCAGAUCUCGAGUUCAACAACAUACUAACCAUUCGGGAGGAGCUCGUUGAAAUGACUCAGUGCAAGUUACACGGAGUCAACAGCACGUUGAGAAUAUAUUUGGAAGGCAACCCGGUACUGUGCGACGACAACACCAAAGCCAUAACCAAGGCAAUGGAAAUGAAGUAUGACGCAAACGUCAGCGGCACCGCCAAGUGCGUGCCCGUCACGAACGAAAUCAAAUCCAACUUGACCGACACCGACACGUCGUCCGCCAUCACUGUAAUCGCCACCUGAUCAACGCCGUAUUAUUACAAUAUCUCCGAACCACGUUUCCGUGUUAAUAUUAUAAUUAUUUAUACGCAUACAAAUAUUUCUAUAU